Messenger RNA from Numida meleagris (helmeted guineafowl), 806 nucleotides. RefSeq names its product leukocyte immunoglobulin-like receptor subfamily B member 4. NCBI's taxonomy places the organism in Eukaryota, Metazoa, Chordata, Aves, Galliformes, Numididae. The record is from RefSeq and is a predicted model, not a curated record.
UGCCCCAACCCUCCCUGUGGCUGCACCCCAGCCAGGGGGUGUCCCUGGGGGACACUGUCACCCUGUGGUGCCACCUGCCCCAGCCGGCUGCCUGGGUCCGGCUCUGCCAGGAUGAACGAUCCAUCUCCUGCAUGUACGAGCGCCAGGUGCAGAAUACGACCGAGUUCUCCUUUGUUAUCUCAACGUGGAUGCAUGCAGGGACAUACUGGUGCCAGUACCAGGGGUUGGAGCCUUGGGAGACAUCAGAGAAGAGUGAUCCCAUGGAGCUGGUGGUGACAGAUUACAACUUACCUGCACCCAGCAUUUCCCUGUGCCUGAAGGGAUGUGAGGAAAUGGGGACCAAUGUCACCAUCUGUGUGGAGACAAGGACCAAUGUCACCAUCCAGUGCUGGGGCAAGGAUGAUGAGUCUUCCCUCCUCCUGCACAGGGACGGGUGCUCAGCCCCUAUCCAGCGCCAGGACCCUGAUGGUGGGAGUGUGGCCACCUUCACCCUCUUUGGGGUGACCCCAACUGACAGCGGCACCUAUAGGUGCUCCUACCACCCCAAGAACUACCCCUUUGUGUCCUCACCCCUUGGCAACAGCGUGGUGCUAAAGGUGACACCCACACCUACACCCCCAGACCCCACAGGUGCCAUAGCGGGGCCCCGUUGGAACCUGGUGGUGGCUGUGGUGGGAGGUUGCAUUGCUGCCAUCAUGUUUAUCCUCGUCCUCUUCUUCCUCGUUGCUGCCCACAGACGAUGGAUAUGGAGAGAUGGAAAUCCUCAAGGUGCCACCCCCAGAAGGCCCGAGACCGUGCAGUUCCAG